Molecule: messenger RNA, 3171 nt
Organism: Anoplopoma fimbria (sablefish)
Lineage: Eukaryota; Metazoa; Chordata; Actinopteri; Perciformes; Anoplopomatidae
Gene: naaladl1
Product: N-acetylated alpha-linked acidic dipeptidase like 1
Exons: 19
Coding region: 172-2403 (743 amino acids)
Molecular function (GO): carboxypeptidase activity
Source: RefSeq, a predicted model, not a curated record
UCUUAUGGGAGGUCACUUGAGCAGCUUCUCAGUGAUCAUUUGGAAGUCAGAGGCGAGGAUUUUUUUCUUACAUAAGCAACACCACAACAUUCCUGACUUCUGGAGGAAAAACUCAGUGUCUGGCACAAGAUUCAGUUUCAAAGAGAAGGAGACCUUAUUCCAGGGAGGAGAAUGAUAAAGCAAGUGUUGAUUGGAAUCCUGUGCGGUGCUUCUGUGCUGACCGCGGGUAUCCUGAUCGGUCACUAUGGUAUCACUAAGAGCAACGGCUCCGCACCGUCCUGGGUGAAGGAUGUGGCGAAGGACGUGGACGAGAACCUCAUUGAGAAGUUCUUGUCUGAGGUGGACAACAUUCAGAUUCAGGAAAACCUCCGGGAGUUGACCAAAGUGCCCCAUAUGGCCACCACAGCUGGAGACGAGCAGACGGUGCAGUUUAUGCUGAAGAGAUGGCAGGACCCAGAAACCGGUCUGGACCAGGCCUGGAGAGAGGAGUACAUGGUCUACCUGUCUUUCCCUGACCCCAAGAAACCCAACAAGGUCACUGUAGUGGGCUCCUCUGAUACUGUGCUGUACACUGCGAGAGAAAAAGAGAAAAGUUAUACUUCCGACCAAGAUGAUCCUGAGGUGGUUCAGCCAUACGCUGCAUACUCCCCUGCUGGACAUGCAAAGGGGAAACUGGUUUACGCCAACCAGGGGAAACCAAGCGACUACCAGCUGUUGAACGAGACAGUGGACCUGAGAGGAACCAUCGCAAUCACAAGAUAUGGCGGAGCAGGGAGAGCUGAUAAAGCCAUCAACGCAGCCCCCUACGGAGUCAUUGGUGUGCUUGUCUACACAGACCCUUUGGACAUCAACGAUGGUCUCAUGUCAGACAUCAAUGAGACGUAUCCUCACUCCUGGUACAUGCCGCCGUCUGGAGUGGAGAGAGGCUCCUUCAACAGUCGCUAUGGAGACUUGCUCACACCCUACCUGGCUGCCAAAGAUGAAACCUACAGAAUUUCAACCGAGAACAUCACAGGGAUCCCUCCCAUUCCAAUUCAACCAAUAGGAUUUGAGGAUGCCUACAGGCUUAUCUGUGAGCUAGGUGGAACAGCAGCUCCAGCUGCAUGGCAUGGAGCAUUCAACUGUACCUACAACUUUGGCGGUCCGGGGUUCAAACCCACAUCUGCUUUCAACAACAGUGAAGUGAAACUGGACAUCUUCAACCAUGAAGAACUGAAAAACUCCUCCAAUGUGAUGGGAGUUAUCAGAGGGAGUGUCGAGCCAGACAGGUAUGUGAUCUAUGGGAACCACAGGGACAGUUGGGUUCAUGGUGCCAUCGACCCGAGCAGUGGGACGUCGGUCAUGCUGGAAUUGACCAGAGUGCUGGGCACGAUGGUGAAGCAGGGCAAAUGGAGGCCUCGCAGGUCCAUUAUAUUUGGAAGCUGGGGAGCGGAGGAGUUUGGCCUUAUUGGGUCUGCGGAAUACACAGAGCAAUACUUCACCAAGCUCAGUGAGCGAACUGUUGCUUAUAUUAAUGUGGAUAUAGCUGUUUUUGCCAACGCCACUCUCAGGGCUUCUGGGAUGCCAUCACUACAGAACGUCAUCUUUAAAGCCACAAAACAGGUCGAUGCACCUGGACUGGACUCCACAUCUGUGUAUGACAACUGGAUUCGAUAUGCCAACAGGACAAGCCCGGCCCAUGGACACAUUCCCAAGGUGGGAUACUUGUCAGGAGCAGGGAGUGACUACGCUGCCUUUGUCCAUUACCUGGGCAUCACUUCCAUGGACAUUUCAUACACAUACGACAGGAGUAAAACAAAUGCUCGGAUAUACCCAGCGUACCACACAGCAUACGACACCUUUGACUACGCUUCAAUGUUCAUUGAUCCUGGAUUCGUCAGUCACCAGGCCAUUGCCAGGACAGCAGGAAACAUCCUGAUCCGACUGGCUGACAGCCUGGUGUUGCCAUUAAACUGCAGUGACUACGCAGAGAGCCUGGAGGACUACCUCAACACAGCAGUCAGCCUAUAUCAGCACCAACUGCAAGCUAGGGAAAUCUCCAUGGAACCACUGAAAUACGCAGUGGCCAGCUUUCGCAGUGCAGCUACUCAUUUGGAUGAGGUGAUUCGCAGUUCAGACCUGGCAAAUGAAACACCGCUGAAGGUCAGAAGGAUCAACGACCAGCUCAUGCUGUUGGACCGAGCCUUCUUGGACCCUCUGGCCUUCCCAGAUAAAUAUGCAUACAGGCAUGUUAUCUGGGCCUCAAGUAGUGCCGGCAAGCCAACCUUCCCAGGUCUGGCUGAUGCCUUUGCCAACGCUGAGUCAUCAGGACAAUCCAGUGACUGGGACAAAGUGCACUACCACCUGUCAGUCCUGAGCCAGGCCAUCGAGGGCGCUGCUCACACACUGGUCGACGUCAUAUAGACAAAGAGGAGGAAGGAGAGAGGAACUGCACUCGCUAAGGGAAUAUUAAUUAAAAAAAACGACAGGGACCUGCAGCCAAUGAGCACUGAUCAGCUCGGCCGUGGUGAGACUAUGGGUGAUAUAAAGUGAGGGCUUUUAUGAACCCAUGAGCAAAGCUCAUUGCCAAACAGCAACAUGAAGGGUUUCUUCUAUCUUUGUCACAGGAUUAAUAUAUUUAAAAAUGACUGACCUUUUUUUUUUUUUUUAAAUCACAGCUCUUUAUUAAAGAUGAACCACUGUUGUAGUUUAUUUUCAUGUGCACACCAACUGUUCAAAUUUGCUUACACUACAGAUUGAGAGUCCCUUUAUUUCCUGCAGAUACUAAUACUUUCCACAUUGUGUGAAAAACAGUUUGUACAACAAGAACAUAAAGAAAAGGCAAAUGCAAUUGAUCACUAAUGAAAUAAGAGACACAAAUAUCCUCCACAGUAAAUUACAUUAUCUUGUCAAAAAAUUAGAAAAUCAACGACCAGCUCUUUGACUUUUGGCUAUGUUGGAAAAGUUAUCUGUUCUCAUGACAAUGACCUAUUUUUUUUACAAAAUGAACAUGUAUAGGGUCUUGACAAAGAAAAUGGUGGGGUUGGUUUUUUAUUUCAAGUAUCUUACACAGCACAUUUCUUCUUGAGCAGGAAUAAGUCACAAUCAAUGAGGGAUGAUGACUUGCUAAUUAUUCAGACAUUUACAUCAUCUAUGUGUGCCGAAACUAUUUCAUCUGACAGGAGCAGUUAA